AUGGCCGUGAGUCUCCUGGGUGCGCUGACCAUCAUCCUCUACUACAUCGCCGUCAUCGCCGUUGGGGUCUGGGCCGGUCGCAAGAUCCUGCGCACUGACAGCCCGCUCACCCAGAGUGCGAAGGAAGGGUCGCCAGGCGGACGGCUAUUCAAGCCGUCCGCGCUGUGCCGAACGCCCAACGACAACGAGUACCUGCUGCGCCUGUUUAUCGCCAACAGGAGCGUGCCGCUGGCGUUGAGCUUCCUCUCCAUGACAGCGACUUGGGUCGGAGGAGGCUACCUCAACGGGACCGCCGAAGCCGUGUUCAAUUACGGCAUCGUAUGGUGUCACGCUCCGAUCGGCUACGCACUCAGCCUCGUAAUAGGCGGCCGGUUCUUCGCGGGUAAGAUGCGCGUGACCAAGGCGCUCACGAUGUUCGACCCGUUCCAGCAGCACUACGGCCGCUGGAUCGCCGUCCCCCUCUGCCUACCCGCCCUCUGCGGAGAAGUAUUUUGGACGGCCGCCAUUCUGGCCGCACUGGGCGACACGGUGGCGGCGAUAACGCGCGUCGACUCUCCGCUCGUCAUCGUGUUGUCCUCCGCCAUCAUCCUCUUCUACACAUCGCUGGGCGGCCUCUACUCGGUGAUCUACACGGAUACAUUCCAGUUGGUGAGCAGCGUCUUCGGUCUGGUGAGUGAAGCGCCACCUACGCUCUGGGUGAGCGUAGCCUUCUUCUUGAGAAGCAACACCGUGGGGACUAUCGGCCCGCCGCACAGCGAGUGGUUCGGUUCGAUUGACACGAGCGAUGUGAGCCAGAUUGUCGACCAGCUCUUGAUGGCCGUCUUCGGCGGCAUCCCUUGGCAGGUAUACUUCCAACGCGUGCUCUGCGCCGAGUCCGUGUUCACCGCAAAGAUGCUCUCGUACUUGGCGGCGGCAGGCUGCUGCUUCCUGGCCCUCCCGCCGAUCAUCAUCGGUGCUCGGGCCAAGAGUUGCAAAUGCGUUCCUAAAUUCGUCAUUAUAUUCGUUGUUAAAUGUACGUGCAAGCCGACCCUGGUCUCUUUACUCGUCCUUCCUGUCCUGUUCUUUCUAACUCCGUUUUUUUUUUUUCCUUCUUCCGUAGCGCUACCAGUGUACCAGUUGCCACGUUCUCGUCUUUCCUUUAGUCCCGUUUUGUCUGCCCCGCCUGAUCAACGUGUCGGAACUACACUACGGCAGGGCUCUUUCCAGAGUAUAGAGAGAGUAACCUGCGCACGCUGCGUCAUCCGUUCAGAUUUCACGGCGGCAGGCUACCAGGGUCCGUUCAACCUCGCGGAGGGAGAGCGCCACAAGGUGCUGCCUCUCGCGCUGCACUACAUGACGCCCAAGUUCGUGGCCGUGCUGGGCCAGCUCGCCAUCACGGCCGCCGUCAUGUCGUCCGUCGACUCGUCGAUGCUCAGCGCCUCGCAGCUCAUCACGAGAAACAUCUACCACAUCAUUCUGAGGCCCGCGGCCACGGACAUGGAAGUGUGCGUGGUGCUUCGCUGCAUGGUCUGCUUCGUAGGCGCGGUGGCGACGUCCAUGGCCCUCAGGGUGAGCUCGGUGUUCUCCCUGUGGGCGCUAUCGUCGGACCUGGUUUACGUGCUGCUCUUCCCGCAGUUUGUCGCCUUAUUCUUUCUGCGUCACAGGACCAACGCCUACGGAUCGGUCCUCGGCUUCUUCGCCGGCCUCGUGCUGCGGUUCCUGUGCGGCGAGCAGGCGUUCGGCCUGCCGGCACUCCUGCGGCUGCCGCUGUACGACAGCGAGCGCGGCCAGCAGUUCCCGUUCCGCACGCUCUGCAUGGUGGUUAGCCUGAGCAGCCAGCUGCUGGGAUCGGCGGCGGCCGCGGGCUCCUUCCGGGCUAGCCGUUUCCGCGACUACUGGCGCUGCUUCGAGGAGGUCGCGGAGCAGCCGCCAGACGCGGAUGCCGCCACCGUCCACGCACCCUGCACGGCUUUGGUUCCUUUGUUCACGCCCGACGAUCAUCCCGAUCACCGGCACCACGAGGCAGCCGGCGCCGCUCCGCACAAUAAAGCGCAUCAUCAGCAACAUCACCAUCAUCCCCACCACGAACCCCCAGAGGAGGCGGCUGUUGGAACGACGACGGCUGCUGGCUCGGUGACGCCUGCUGGCACAGCGACGGCAACCGGCGCUAGUGAACACGCCGGCGGGGAAGAGAAAGCGCACCGGCGAUCCUCCUCCAGGCCGUCCGAGGCUGGCUCGUCGCCCAAAAAGGCCAAGCGCAGGCGGACGAGCAGCGUCGCCGAUGGCAAAUCCCAGGGACCUCAGGGGUCCCGCGGGGCUCAGGAGUCUCAAGGGUCCCUGGCCAAGAAGCGAAAGAAAUGA
Molecule: messenger RNA, 2340 nt
Organism: Dermacentor andersoni
Lineage: Eukaryota; Metazoa; Arthropoda; Arachnida; Ixodida; Ixodidae
Source: RefSeq, a predicted model, not a curated record